AUGUCGAGGUUAACAAGAUUAAUAGCGCAUCUUAAAAACAAGUUAAAGUUCCAUGAACAGAAAAUUCGAAGGCUUCAAAGUAUUAACAAGAGAUACAGAUUGAAAAUACAUAGAUUAAGAAAAGACAAAAACAAUCAAAGGCUAAAUAAACAGUCUAAAAUACAUUUUCCAACUAUUAUUAACGAGAUUCACAAAUUUUAUGAAGAGGACACCAAUAGAAGACAAGCAGCAGGAAGAAAAGAAUUUAUAACAAGACAAGGAACUAAGAAUACAAAAAGUUACUGGUGCAAAAUUAAGGAGCCUAUUCUCGGUGAUAUUAAUAAAGUUAAAAUCAUAACGACGAAGAAAAAUGAAAAAGCUAAACCUUUAGAUCUUAUUGAAAAAUUACGAAACAAGUCCAACCAAUUUCUGAAACAUUGUUUCACUAUUGAGAAACAGUAUAAAGAAAUGAAAAAGUUAAAAGAUUUCCUGCGUAAUAAUGAAGCAAUUAUCCACAUGUAUUGGUCAGAAAAUUAUGAGCUGAAAUAUCACGAAGAAGUCCAAUCAAUGCAUUUUGGCGGUAGCCGCCGUCAAGUUGCCUUGCAUACUUCUGUGCUAUAUCUCCACGAAGAAUCGACUGGCCAAAAGAUAACAAAGUCUUUUUGUUCUACCAGCGCUAACCUACGUCAUGAUGCUGCUGCGGUGUUGGCGCACCUUAAACCUGUACUUGACUAUAUUUACCAGCAAAACAUUCCUAAUAUAAAAAUAGAGGUAGUUAGUGACACCUUCAUUAUUGCAAAAUCGAACAGCUUACCUCUUUGUUUACCAACCUUUAAAGGCACCCUUGAUGUGCAUCAAGUUCUAUGGGAUAUAUUCUGUGGUCAAAAUCUCACAUUCAGAAAAUUCAGCUGUUUUAUCUGCGAGGCGAAUGUUCAAUGCGAACAUGGUGCACAUCUCGGGUUCCUUAAAGUACCUGAUUUCACACAUUCCGUCGAGGUUAAAACAUUAGCUGAUGCAAGAAAUAUGAGUGCUAAUAUUCCUAUUUAUGUGACAGUUGCCACCACUCAAGAUGAUUCUCAAAAUAAUACUGUUUUUACUGAAUUAUCUAAUAUUGAUCCUGUUACACUAAGUACGCCAUCAACAUCUAAAUCUUACAAGGCCACCUUUUGUGAUUUUGAGGAAUUAGUACCGGCAAAUAGCCUAAGUAGUCUAGAAAUGUUAAAAGAAAACGUCGAACAACUUCCUAUUGCGAGUACCAGUGGUGAAUUGUUGAAUUUACAUGUUGCUGAUUGGGUUUUAAUUAAAAAGACUCGCAGAGCAAUAAAGCAUCAAGUAGGUCGGGUAAUUGGAAUAUGUGGUGAUAAUAUUUCUAUAUCAGUUCUUAAUAAAGUACCAGGUGGAUUUCGAUGGUCAAAGUUACGAAAAAGGGAGGUGAUUUCUAUGAACUGUCUUAAAGCAGUUGUGCCUGAACCAAAUAUAGAUGCCAAACUUAAUUUUUACUUUCAAAAUAUUGAUUUCAUACAUUAUUAA
Messenger RNA from Arctia plantaginis, 1509 nucleotides. The record is from the annotation of a GenBank genome assembly. Lineage: Eukaryota; Metazoa; Arthropoda; Insecta; Lepidoptera; Erebidae.